Molecule: messenger RNA, 836 nt
Organism: Topomyia yanbarensis
Lineage: Eukaryota; Metazoa; Arthropoda; Insecta; Diptera; Culicidae
Product: cytochrome c oxidase subunit 5B, mitochondrial-like
Exons: 4
Coding region: 129-488 (119 amino acids)
Biological process (GO): mitochondrial electron transport, cytochrome c to oxygen
Cellular component (GO): mitochondrial envelope
Source: RefSeq, a predicted model, not a curated record
UUCUGUCAAAAUCACAGAGUGCCGUUCAGGGGCUGUGCAGUACUACUAGUGCGAAUAAACUUACUUUUUCAAGCCUCGCCGCUUCCGAAGAUUGUAGACGGGUUCUAAAAUAGAAAAAAUCUUUUACGAUGGCUUCUUUGUGCGGAAGAUUAGUGCUGAACGCUGCCAAACGCAAUGUUUCCUACACAUCAGUGAGAUUCUGCAAGAUGAUGAACGACCCAAUCGAACAUGCGACCGGUCUCGAAAAGCGUGAACUACUGGCCCAUCAAGCCGGCGAUACCGAUCCCUUCGAUAUGCGAGUGUUCAAGCGCGGACCUGGAACCAAAGACAAGCCGAACAUGAUUCCAUCGGCAUUCGAGUCGCGUCUGGUUGGAUGCAUCUGUGAGGAAGACCAAACCUACGUUCAGUGGAUGUGGCUGCACCAGGGCAAUCCUAAGCGUUGUGAAUGCGGACACUGGUUCAAGCUGGUCGAGAAGGCCCCCAUCUAAGAACGAACGAUUAAUAAAAAAAUGUAAUUGUAGAGCCAACACGCGUAUGUUAAAAAGGAGAAAAAAUUAAAUACAGAAGAUUAACGAAAAAGCAACAGAUUACAUUUUUCUCAUGGCUACGGAAACAUGCAAAAAUAUACUUAAUAUUAUUCAUAUUGUGUGGCACCCAUUUCGUUGUUUGCCCAGAUAAUAACAUGUUCGCAAGAGCACUGUUGCAAGACGAAAUGCCUGUCCGCAGUGUGGUUUUUUUUAAAUUACUGUCUGUUGAAAGAGCACAGUGCAACUAGUGGAUUGGUUUUAGUGUCAUAGUUUGAUUAAUAAAAUACAACACCAUAUAAUUUUAACCUA